UUGAAUAUCAAAUUACUGUAGAUUUGACGGAUGAUAUAGAUCAUUUUGAAACUACUGCAGACCUUUUGAAUAUUCUGGAAUCUUCAGAGAGCCUUGCAUCCCAAAAAUGUGUAACCAAAAAAGUUGUUGAAAAACCUGGAGAUAUCAUUAUUCAGACUUCACCAAAAAGAAAAAAAAGAAAGUCCCCCACUGAAGAAACCUCACAUCCCAAAAAGAUGGAAGAAAAGAAAAUUGAGAAUCAGAGACAAAGUCCCCUGUCACCUGAAUUGAAAGUAUUACUGAUUAAAGAAGAUACUUCAAGAAAGUCUAAACAAUCUGAAAAAGAAAAGCGUAGUUUACGAACUGUGUCAGUGACAUCACCGACUGAUGUAAAAUCAAGAGUCAAAAACAAAGAAUAUCCUUCAAAGAGGAAGUCUACGAAGACAGAUUUUGAUACCAAUAAGAAGAUUAGAAGUAAUUCCAACAAAGCUGCUGUUCAACAGAAUGAACAAAUGACUAGAAAUAAAAAGAAAGAAAUUGCAGAGGAAAGAAAAAAGAAACUUUAUAAAAUUGCAGUUAAACGAAACCACGACUUGAAUCCAAAAGCCAGUUCCACCAAGGUUCCAGAUUCCGAUAUCUGUGUUAUUCCUUCGACAUCUUCCGGAAUAACAAGAGAUCCCAGACAAAAUAGACAGGACACGACUGAGGGGGAAAGCAAAAACAAAAAGGUAUCUUCACAAGAUUUAACGGUACCUGAGGAUCGGUCAGGAUUGAUUUGGAAUCUCGGUGCCAGAAAUCCUGCCCCUCCUACGCCCAGACAUUCCGAGGACUUGACAGAGGAAAUACAGAUAAUUCUACGUUGGGCUGUCAAGUGGCUCGUGGAGCAGAACAGUUUGGAAAUCAGUCCUCCUGUGUAUGGAGAUCACAAGGCUGUAUGCAUUCCAAUAGGUUUUCAAACGUAUUCCGAAUACAAAGCCGUUAUGUCGCCGCUGAUAUUAUUGGAACUGUGGCAACUCAUUUACCAAACUGCCUACAGCCAGGAAGAUGAAAGAAAACCAGUUACAGUUUUCAUAACACAUGAAAGAAAGGCAGAUCCAUUUUGGUGUUUGGACUGUCAGGUAAACAUGAGCGAAGCAGAUCUAAAGUCGAACAUGUUCAGACCAGAAGAUUUCUGUUUGAUAGAAGCGAAAGUUACAAAUUCCAAUCUUACUUUUAUGCUAACAAGCUAUGGCUAUAUUAAAUAUGUUAAUAAGACUUCUCACAGAACAGGAUAUUCUGUGAAUUUUACCUUGCUGACAAAGAUUUGCAACAAAACGAUAAUAGCAAACCAAAUGUUGGUGAAAGUAAUAGGGAAUGUCAGUAGUUCUUUUAGAUUAUUCAAGACUAUGAAGUGUCUUGUGUCAUCGUCUUUGUGUAAAUAUGUUUUUAACCCAAGUAUCAUUGAAAAACCAAGAAUUUCAAGCGAACCUAUUGUACUGGAGAACAUUGCCAAAUUGAAUGAUCAGCAAAGACAAAUUGUGGCAGAAGCCUCCGAAGUAUGUAUGAGAAAAUUUCCUGGAUUCUAUUUGAUCAAGGGACCACCUGGAACAGGGAAAUCUACAGUAAUCGUCAAUAUUAUUUUGAACGUGUUGUCCAAGAGCAUUGCAACAAAUAAUCCAGCCUUAAUUUUGCUGACAGCACCAUCAAAUGCUGCGGUUGAUGGGCUGGUUUUGAAGUUGAUGGAUAUCAGGUUAAAAUUAACAGAAACCCAGAAGAAAAAUUUGAAGCUUAUACGGAUAGGCCCAGAUUCUAGUAUCAGCCACAAAGUUAACAAAUUCAAACUGAGUUUUCUUGCUAGAAAAAACAUUAUCAGAAAUAAAGGCCUGACAUCGAUGGAAGACUAUAAUGAGAAAAGUGUGGACUCUGACCACUUUUUAAGAAAGUAUUUGGGUCAGAAGUACUUGUAUGAAGUAAACACUGCAGAAGAUGUUUUGUUGCAAAAAGCUAAUGUUAUUUGCACAACUUUGAAUAGUUGCGUUACACAUCGAAUUUUAUCUUCAGUACGAAA
Molecule: messenger RNA, 2026 nt
Organism: Leptinotarsa decemlineata (Colorado potato beetle)
Lineage: Eukaryota; Metazoa; Arthropoda; Insecta; Coleoptera; Chrysomelidae
Product: probable helicase senataxin
Biological process (GO): termination of RNA polymerase II transcription
Cellular component (GO): nuclear body
Molecular function (GO): transcription termination site sequence-specific DNA binding; helicase activity; protein binding
Source: RefSeq, a predicted model, not a curated record